This is a messenger RNA of Centruroides sculpturatus (bark scorpion), 975 nucleotides long. RefSeq lists its product as uncharacterized. The transcript has a single exon. The record is from RefSeq and is a predicted model, not a curated record. Gene Ontology annotation, molecular function: nucleic acid binding; RNA-DNA hybrid ribonuclease activity. The annotation marks the transcript as partial. Gene Ontology annotation, biological process: DNA replication, removal of RNA primer. NCBI's taxonomy places the organism in Eukaryota, Metazoa, Arthropoda, Arachnida, Scorpiones, Buthidae.
UCAGUUUCACAGGCCGAGAUUGAUAGUACGCCACCCUGGUCUACUCCUGUGAUAAAUGUUGACUUUAGCUUAAAGCAGUUUCCUAAGGAAUCAACUCCAGACUAUGUCUAUAAACAGCACUUUGCAGAAAUCCAACACAAUGAUAGGUAUUUAAUUCUUAUUUACACUGACGGUUCUAAAUCUGAUGAUUAUGUUGGCUCAGCUCUUGUCUGCCAGGAUGAAAUUGUGGCAGAGCAAAUUUCAUCGAAUUCAUCUAUUUUUACUGCAGAGCUGCAUGCUAUCCACUUAGCCUUAAACUAUGUAAUCAGAAAAGGUCAUUGUCGCUGUGUUAUUUACACUGACUCAGUUAGUGCACUUCAGGCUUUGAUCUCGUGUGAACCUAGUUCUCACUCUAUAGUGAUUAAAAUUCGUAAAUUGUUUAGCCAUCUUCUUGCAAGGAAUUUCUCUAUAAAAUUUUGUUGGGUCCCAGGCCAUGUUGGUAUAAGAGGAAAUGAAGAAGCAGAUGCAGCUGCAAAAUCAGCUAGUCCUCCACAGCACACAAUGCGUAUUGAAGGAGGUGAUUUCAAGCUAGUCAUUAAAAAACGACUAGCAGAGAGAUGGCAAAAUAUGUGGAACGCACAAGUCCACAAUAAACUGCAUGAGAUCAAACCUACGAUAGAAAAUUGGACACACAAGAAAUUUUAUAACAGGAGAUCUGAAGUUAUUAUUACUCGUUUGAGAAUUGGACAUACUCGGUUGACUCAUCAAUACCUUUUGAAGGGUGACGAGCAGCCAGUAUGCCAGUAUUGCAACUGUCCUCUUACUGUAAAACACAUACUGCUCGAUUGCUCUGUUUUUGAGACCAGGCGUAGGCAGCAUUUUGGAAAUGCAAAUUUUAAACAGAUUCUGGGUCAGAGGCCCAAUUUUUAUGAUAUAUUAGACUUUUUAAAAGUCAAUAAUUUGUGUAAAGAAAUUUAAUUAUUUAUUUAUUUAUUU